GAAGCAGCCAUAUUUCACUAUGAGCUCCAAUCCAGAGCAGAUGAAAAUACAGGCCAAGAUGGCAAAGGGCCAGGACAUGAAGGAUGAGGACAAGCUCUUCAGGUAUAAGGGGGUGCUGUACCCCACCAUCAUGUGCCCUCUGGAGAACCUGAAAGCCAUGGAGCACCUGGAAGCACGGCAUGAUGAUGUCAUGCUAGUAGCCUACCCAAAAUCUGGGUUCAACUGGAUGACAGCAGUGGUGCGGAAGAUCAUGGCUGUUUCCACAGGAGGAGAAGUUCGCUGGGGGCACCCACAUAUAGAGUUCUUCGACCCUGAGGCUCAGCAGCUUUUGAGUCAAGCACCAUCUCCAAGAUGUAUGGGAACACACAUGCGCCCAGAAAACAUGCCUCCUUCCUUUGCUGCCAAAAAAACAAAGAUGCUGGUCGUUGUCAGAAAUCCCAAAGACACAGCAGUUUCCUUCUAUCACUUCUGCAAAAACAUCCCGGUGCUGCCCACGCCCGAGUCCUGGGACACGUUUUACACACAGUACAUGAGUGGAGACGUGCCUUGGGGUUCCUACUUUGACCACGCUCUGGCCUGGGAGAAGUGCAUAGACGACCCCAAUGUGAUGAUUGUAACUUACGAGGAAAUGAAGGAAGACCUGAGUAAAGGAGUGCAGCAGAUCUCCCAGUUCUUCGGCUUCCCCCUGAGCAAGGAGCAGAUCCAGACCAUCGCUGAGGACAGCACCUUCUCCUCCAUGAAGGAGAACUCACAGGUGUCACACGGGAUAUUGGCCAGCUCCAUCUUCAGGAAGGGUGAGGUGGGUGACUGGAAAAACCACUUCAGCGAGGCUCAGAGCCGGAUGAUGGACGCAGAGUUUGAGAAGCGCUUGGCUGGAACUAAGCUGGGCGCGAAGCUGAAGUACGACCUGUACUGCAAGUAGAGCUGCCUGAGAGGAAGGCCACCAGCGGCAGCCAAAUACCUGGACCGGAUUCACUACAAGCCACAAGCCCUGGACCGGAUUCACUACAAGCCACAAGCCCUGGACCGGAUUCACAACAAGCCACAAGCCCUGGACUGGAUUCACUACAAGCCACAAGCCCUGGACCGGAUUGACUACAAGCCACAAGCCCUGGACCGGAUUGACUACAAGCCACAAGCCCGGACCGGAUUCACUACAAGCCACAAGCCCUGGACCAGAUUCACACCAAGCCAACCAGCCAGGAGAGUUCAAGGACAAUGUGACCCACACAAACAACAACAAAAAAAUUAUGCUUCUUUAAAAUAAAAAAUAAUUUCUCAAUUCUCUCGUUAUCACUAUAUAUUGAUUACACUGUAUUUUACAACAUUCAUUAGUUUCAAGAUGUUCAGGUGGUUAAUAUCGUACCUUAAAAUAGCACCACAUUUCUUCCAAGCAUGUACUAAAACAUCCUGCAGACAAAUGUGAUGGGUCAGUGAUGUUUUUGGGCCGUUUUAAUUGUAGAGGUCAAGGGGCACUGGUUAAGAGGGGUAUAAAUAUACAGGUAAAUUAACUAAAAUGACAAACAGGUGAAAUGAAAGAAUGAAUGAGGGCUAUGUCAGGAGAUGACAAAAGACAGAAAUACAGUGUAUGAAAUAGAAACACCAAAACAGAAAACCGCAGAGUAUGACACGCUGAAAUUUGGCUUUAAUUUUCCAGCAAGAUGAUGACGAGAGCAUACCUCAAAAUCCGCACAGAAACUGUGGUGCCAGACAUCAAUCCAAACUAAAACCUGUGGGCUGAACUGAAGAGGACAGCUGAUGAGCACAAACCCAAGAAUCUGAACGAUCUUCACAGAGGAAUGGUCCAAAGUCCCGAUAAAUGUCUUCCUCAAGCAUUACAGGAAGACUCCAUUCUUGCCAGAAGUGGAUGCACUAAAUACUAAGCCUGGGCUAAGGGUUAUAAUGAA
Conger conger (European conger) is the source of this 1907-nucleotide messenger RNA. RefSeq names its product sulfotransferase 6B1-like. Lineage: Eukaryota; Metazoa; Chordata; Actinopteri; Anguilliformes; Congridae. The coding region runs from base 20 to 922 and encodes 300 amino acids. Gene Ontology annotation, biological process: sulfation. The record is from RefSeq and is a predicted model, not a curated record. Gene Ontology annotation, cellular component: cytoplasm. The transcript is spliced from 7 exons. Gene Ontology annotation, molecular function: sulfotransferase activity.